CCCAAAGGAAGCAGAACGUCACCUGAUACCACAGUGAGUCCAGAAUCCCUGGCGUGGCGACGCAUCGGUAAACUAACUCUACGUAUCUGCCCCCUUAUGCCCCUGUGUCAUCGCCGCUCAUUUAAACUUUCGCCAUUCCUCUUGAUAGGAACCCAGAGGUCGCUAGUAGCGAUCCUUGUGACAGACCACGCAUCAAAAACCACCGCAUUGAUGGAGACCAUUCUAGAAUACCCGGCUUCUGCUGCUGACACCAACAUGUCCCCUUCCAGCAUUGAGUUUUUCAGAGCUCCCACCACCCAAAAGAGUUUUUGGAGACGCUUCCACCAGGAGAGUAGGAGGUGUAUCGGCCAGCCAGUUCGACGACCGGUGACAUGUCCCCGGAAGCUGGUAUAUCGGAAGCAAAUACAAAGGACAUUAUAAUUGCGUUAAUAGGACCGGUCGCUUCUGGGAAAAGUUCGGUGAGCUCCUCAUGAAAUGUGUAUAUUUACAUAACAUAAACCGACUUG
Messenger RNA from Pisolithus orientalis, 506 nucleotides. RefSeq lists its product as uncharacterized. The record is from RefSeq and is a predicted model, not a curated record. Lineage: Eukaryota; Fungi; Basidiomycota; Agaricomycetes; Boletales; Pisolithaceae. Bases 97 to 420 code for a protein of 107 amino acids. The transcript is spliced from 4 exons.